Messenger RNA from Helianthus annuus (common sunflower), 696 nucleotides. RefSeq lists its product as uncharacterized. Bases 1 to 696 code for a protein of 231 amino acids. NCBI's taxonomy places the organism in Eukaryota, Viridiplantae, Streptophyta, Magnoliopsida, Asterales, Asteraceae. The transcript has a single exon. The record is from RefSeq and is a predicted model, not a curated record.
AUGACAUGGGACUGGCGUAGGGUACCGGAAGACGCGGCAGAACUAGCAGAGCAAAACGAUCUAAUAAAUAUUGGCUCACUUGCUUCUCUUUCUCAAUUCGGUGAAACUUGGUCAUGGGUUCCAGAUCCGAAAGGUAAUUUCUCAGUUAAAUCUGUGAAAAAUCUUCUCCAUCGAUCUUCCCCACCUAUCGGCGAGUGUUGCUUUUCAUGGAACAAUUGGGUUCCGCGCAAAGUAAAUAUUUUCGGCUGGCGUAUGGCCCUUGAUCGUCUACCUACUCGGGUCGCUUUAGCACACUGCAAUAUCAGCAUGUCUUCAAUCUGUUGCCCGUUUUGUUGCGAUAAGGAUGAAUCUGCUUAUCAUCUCUUCGCGGAAUGUGCAGUAAGCUUCAUUGUAUGGCAGAUGGUAUCAAGCUGGAUUAAUAUUCCUCCCAUCUACGCUUUCACCAUUGAAGACCUCCUACGGGUACAUGAACAUAUCGCAGGCUCGGUAAUAGUAAAAAAACUUAUUCAAGCUAUUGUCCUUAUCUCUUGUUGGAGCUUAUGGAAAUCACGCAACGAUCUCAUUUUCUCCGGCACUCGAGUGGACAUCUCAAGACUCUUGGCAGAAAUCAAAUCAACUAGUUUCCUUUGGGUUAAACAUAGAGCAAAAAUGAAUUUGUUAGAUUGGGCAGAUUGGUGUAGCUUCAAUAUUUUGUAA